AUGUCAACAACACACCCAACACCUCGGGCAACACUUCUCUCUACCACCUUCUGGGAAAUCCUUCCCUCACACUACGACAAGAUCAUAAACCGCUGGUCAAAAAUCGCACACCUACAUCACGAAGCAAAGUCCGACAUUCUCGCCACCGACCGCGCUGGUGCCGUGGCCUCUAUCAAAGCCGAACUGGAGAUGCUGGAGCAGGAUGUGGAACAGUAUCGGAAGCUGGUGAACAGCAUCGAUAUCACGGAUAUCGCAGGCACUUAUGUUGUGGGUGGGAAGUCGCCGCAUCGCGCAUUGGAAAUCGCCAAGGAAGACAAGGAGGAUCUAGAAGAGAGUUUGGAAAUGAUCGAGGAGAAGGUGAAAGAGGUUAGAGCUGAUGUGAGGUACGGGUUCGAAGAGGAAGAGUUCGACUGGUCGAUGUCGGCAAAAGUCAGCACAGUGAGCGACGCCCAUAACCCUCAAGACCCCCAGCCGAGAGACCUAACAUCCAUAUUAAUGGACCUCGAGGAUCGAGCCGACCGGGUACUGACAAGUCUUUACUUGCUCAAGCAGCUAGACGACGAUUUUCCAGCUAUCGAGACAGCCAUAGAGCAGCAAGACUGUGUUGAUAUCAUUCGCUCGCAUACCGAGAAAAUGGAGGCCAACUUAGAGGUCAUGGAGCGGAAGAGCGAGUUGCUAGACGAUGAACGAGUCUGUGAUUGGAUGAACAACGGCAGAGAUGACACAGAGAAAGAGAACAGGAACGAGUUUCUCAAUCGAUUAAUCAAGAAGAUGAGGGGUUUGCAGACACAGAUGGCGGAAGCGAGGAGGGGUUUUGUCGGAUAG
Molecule: messenger RNA, 825 nt
Organism: Alternaria triticimaculans
Lineage: Eukaryota; Fungi; Ascomycota; Dothideomycetes; Pleosporales; Pleosporaceae
Exons: 2
Coding region: 1-825 (274 amino acids)
Source: RefSeq, a predicted model, not a curated record